Chilo suppressalis (striped riceborer) is the source of this 2445-nucleotide messenger RNA. Lineage: Eukaryota; Metazoa; Arthropoda; Insecta; Lepidoptera; Crambidae. The record is from the annotation of a GenBank genome assembly.
AUGGCGAUAGAAAAGAAAAUAAGACUAUUUUCUGAUGCGCAAAGCAUAAAACUGAAAGGCUUGCGUCCCGGGCCUACUGCCAGAGCGGAGUCCCUGGACGCGAUCAAAGUGUCGGCGGUGUCGGGCGGCGAGGCGACGCUGCCCUGCGACACGCGCUCACCGCAACCCACUGACGUGUUGCUGCUCGUCGUGUGGUACAAAGACGACAUCCCAAUCUAUAGUUACGACGGCCGAGUCAAGACCAAUUCGGCACACUGGGCGGACAACGUAUUGGCCGGCCGGGCCAAGUGGCAUUCUGUGCAGCCGUCAGCGCUGCGAAUACACGACAUUGUGGCGUCAGACCGCGCGCUCUACCGGUGUCGAGUGGACUUCAAGAUAUCGCCGACUAGGAAUCACAAGAUCCUGCUUGAUGUCAUAGAAUUACCAGAAAAACCAAAAAUAUUUGACGAGUUGGAUAAAGAAGUGAUUGGCGUUGCUGGACCAUAUGUAGAAGACACCAGUUUGAAACUCACCUGUGUUGUAAGUGGAGGUAACCCGCUGCCAAGGUUGCGAUGGUGGCGCGACGACAAAGUGAUCGCCACUCUGAUGCCCGUAGACGACGGAUCGGGGCUCAGCUCGUUGGAGCUGCGGAUACCGAAGCUCUCGAGAGAUUACUUCGAGGCUGUGUACACUUGCACAGCCGAUAAUACCCUUCUUAUACCGCCGUUGAGAGUCAACGUGCAGAUUCAACUAUAUCUGCAACCACUUCUAGUGGAAAUACUUGCUAGAGAGCAACCACUAUCGGUCGGGCAACUGGCAGAAUUGGCUUGCAGAGCGGUUGGCUCGCGGCCGCCUGCCCUCAUAUCAUGGUGGCUGGAUGAAAAACCUCUCAAAGCUCAUUCACAGAAGAACUCCGACGAUAGAAACGAGACGAUAUCGUUUCUUCGAUGGACUCCUCAGAUGGAGCACGAUGGACGCAUGCUGACCUGCAGAGCCACACACGUCAAGCUAAACCAUUCCACGUUGGAAACCACUAUGUCGCUCAAUUUGCACUACGUGCCAAUAGUGGUCCUUGAACUGGGCUCAACGUUGAAUCCAAACGACAUAGAGGAGGGGGACGACGUAUACUUUGAAUGCGUGGUGCGUGCCAAUCCGCCCGCAUACAAAGUCGUUUGGGAGCACAACGGUCAAAUAAUGACGCACAAUCAGCGAGCUGGUGUUAUAGCCGGAUCAGCUCAUCUCGCACUACAAGGAGUUUCGCGGGAGCAGGCCGGGAGAUAUGUCUGUACCGCUUCCAACGUAGAAGGAGAUGGGAAAUCUCCACCAGUCAACUUGCAGGUUAUAUAUAAACCUGUGUGCAAUAGUUUGUCACCGUUCGUGGUAGGAGCCGCCAUCAACGAGCCAGCAAAAGUGAAGUGUGAAGUGGACGCCUUCCCCCCACCGAACAGUUUCGAGUGGACACUGAAUAAUUCCAUGGGAACUGUGGAGUUGGAGCCGAGCAAGUUCACCAUCGACAGCGUUGGCCGGUCCAUCCUCACUUACAUACCCACCAGCGAAGCCGACUAUGGGUCAUUAUCCUGCCGAGCUACCAACCUAGCCGGCAAGCAGGUUGAACCCUGCAAGUACAGCGUACUACCCGCGGUGCGCCCAGAACCACCAUUCAAUUGCUCCACCGUCAAUUUGACAGAUGACGCUGUGGAGUUGAGAUGUGUUGCUGGUCAUGACGGUGGUCUGCAGAGCAUAUAUUUCGUAGAGGCAUGGGAAGCAGGCACACUGAUCGCUAACGUGUCCACGUCACAACCGCUGUGGAAACUGCGUGGACUCGGUUCAGGAAAAGCUUUGAAGCUGGUGUUCUACGCUUACAACGCUAGAGGGCGUUCUGAAUCUACAACGCUGAGAGUCCAUACGUUGUCAAGACUGGCUUUGCACACAGAAGCAAAGACAACGAGCAGCGGCAACGUCGACGCGAGUUGGAUGCUUGGCAUCAUAGCUGGGACCAUAGGGACCCUUGCUGCUGUGGUCAUCAUAGCCAUGCUGGCGAGACGUAGGCAUCACCGACCGAGGCAAUAUGAAGCUCCCAUGCAAACGGUGAAGGGAUACAAAACGUCGAUGCAUAAUAACACGAACCAUUCUCCGAUGCAGCCUGAUGAUAAGAACCCUGAUGUAGUGCCUCUGGGAAAAGAUUUCAACUGUUCCCGUGACGUGGACCGGCCACCCGAGCCGCCGCCCUACGGGUCGGUGGUGUCGCCUCCCGUGGGCUCUUCCAGGAGCGCACACAGUUUACACCAGCACGAGGGCCGUUCUACCACGCCUCAUACGCCCAAUACGCCCGCGUCUGAUGCCCAGAGCAUCGGCACGCUAGCGGAAGAUCGCCGCAGCGUCACAAGCGGCACUCUAUCGCGGCGGAGAGAGGUGGUCACCACGAGAACACCGCUCCUGGCCAACGCGAGGGAGAGCUGCGUUUAG